CGUUUUUAAGGAAAAAUGGCUACCCACUUCACUGCGUUCCUUCUCGGGUUAUUAUGCAUCCUUCUGCAAAACUUGGACGCUUUCUCAGUCGACGAUAAUUUUUUCCCCAAGCUCGUCAAACGGUUCGAAUCUGAAGCACCAAAACUGGAUCAGGUACACAUCCACGAAGAAGACCUGCAAGAUGCUCUUCGCGUCGGCCGAGAGUAUGUCGAAAAAUGGGAACAUCUGGAAGCUCAAAUUGCAGAAGAGAACAAUAACAAAGAUCUAAAUGAGGGUAGCACUAGAGCGGCAGGAUCGCGACGGUACACGACGAAACGACACAAUCCAGCAGCCAUGACAGAAUCAAAAGAAGCUGCUGUCUAUUUAGUGGCACGCAAGUACCUAAGUGAAAAGUUGAGAAUUCCGGUUGAGAAGAUAGGAGAUCUUGGGCGGUUGCCAAACAGGGCGAGUGACAGACAGGCUUGCGAUUUCAGUUCCAAAUUCCGUAAUAUCGAUGGAACUUGCAACAAUAUCGACAUUCCAUUGUACGGCAAAUCGGGUACCGUCUUUUCUCGAUUGAUCGGCAAUUCAAAUGAAGGCUACGAUGACGGUGUUGGAGCAAUUCGAAAGAGCAAAUUAACGAAAAGUCCAUUGCCAAGUGCUCGUCUCGUUUCUGCUACUGUUGUCUCAAACGACAGUGUUCCAAAUCCGGCCGUUACUCUGUUGACAAUGCAAUGGGGUCAAUUCGUCGAUCAUGAUUUAACUUCUACCCCCACAUUCACGAACGGUGAUGGAAUUGAAUUUGCCUGCUGCUCGACUAACAUAACGGGUACCACUGUGCUGAAUGCUCCUCAUCCGGAAUGCCUUCCAAUCGCCAUUCCUAGUAAUGACUCAACUUACAAUCCAUCCGCUAUCGGCCAGCAAACUUGCAUGAAUUUUAUCCGCUCAACGUAUGGAAACAAUUUGGAUGGUACCGCCCCUCGUACGCGAUCACAAAUUAACGCUUUGACGCACUGGAUCGACGGGUCUAACGUGUACGGAAGCACUGCGCAGAAAGCGGCCUCCUUGCGGAACACAACGUCGGGCAGAGGGAAACUGAAGACGUCCAUCAGCAGCAAUCGCCAAAUGUUGCCUUUAGUAUCUGCCAAUGCUUUCGAUGCAGGUGAUCAUAGGGUGAACGAACAGCCAUUGUUGACCAUUAUGCACACGUUGUGGGUUCGUGAGCAUAACCGGGUCGCAGAUAGCCUUUACCUUUUGGUUCCGAAUCAAACCGAUGACUUCUAUUAUCAACACGCUCGCCGAAUCGUUAUAGCCGAAAUGCAACACAUCAUCUAUAACGAAUAUCUGCCCGUCAUGAUUGGCCCCGAUUUGGCGGCCCAGGUGAUGUCAUCUGAAUAUGGUUAUUAUAGCGGAAAUCCGGCCAUUUUUACCGAGUUCUCUACGGCCGCUUAUCGCAUGGGACACUCUCAGUUGAGGAGCUUUAUCAGGCUAUUCGACAAAACUGGAAGAGUUAGCAAAGACAGCUACUUCCUAUCAGAUUCUUUCAUGAACCCCUCUCGACUUUUAACGAAUGUCAAUUUCUUCGAUGAUGCGUUGCGAGGACUCCUUCAAGUGCCCGUACAAGCAGUUGAUAACUGUUUUGCUGACGACAUUACAAGUCAACUCUUUAAGCCGAAAGAACAGAGACUUGGAUUUGAUUUAAUUGCAUUGAAUAUUCAACGAGGAAGAGAUCACGGCUUACCACCAUACGUUUCCAUGCUCUAUUAUUUGGCAUCCAAUUUUCUGUUGCAAACUCAGCCAACAAGUUUUGACCAUUUGAUUCCGCGCAUUCCGGCUGAGAUCGUUGCGUCUCUGAGAUCCGUCUAUGAAACAGUGCACGAUAUAGACCUGUAUGUCGGUGGAGUCACUGAAAAGCCUCUGCCCAAUGCCGAGCUUGGCCCGACAUUUGCCGGCAUUUUUGCCUUGCAAUUCUUAAACUUGAGACGGACAGAUCGUUUCUUCUACAACUACAACGUUAAUCAACCUACCGGCUUCCGUUCAGCCCAAUUAACGCAGAUUCAAAGGAUCUCCUUAGCCCGCAUUAUUUGCGAUAACAGUGACCGUACCAUCACCACCAUCCAACCGAAAGUGUUCCGUAUUGCGGACGAGUACGUAUAUUCACAUUUUGUAACAUAAGCAAUUGAUGUUAAC
This is a messenger RNA of Daphnia carinata, 2169 nucleotides long. RefSeq names its product chorion peroxidase-like. The transcript is spliced from 12 exons. NCBI's taxonomy places the organism in Eukaryota, Metazoa, Arthropoda, Branchiopoda, Diplostraca, Daphniidae. Gene Ontology annotation, molecular function: heme binding; peroxidase activity. The coding region runs from base 16 to 2154 and encodes 712 amino acids. Gene Ontology annotation, biological process: response to oxidative stress. The record is from RefSeq and is a predicted model, not a curated record.